GCUACCUUGAAACUAGUAAGGCUAAGUUUGUAGUACAAAGUUCUUCGUUUUUUUUUUGUUGUUGUUGAAAAAAUUACUAUACAAAUGGGAUCUAACAAGGAAGUUCCUGCUUGUAGCGAAACGGUAUUAGUGACGGGAUUUGGGCCAUUCGGCGUUCACAAAAUCAACGCUAGCAUGGAAACUGUCAAACUAUUACCCAGUCUAGAUCUAGAACGAGAGUUCGGAAUCCAAUUAGUAACGAAAGAGAUACCAGUUGACUACGAUUACGUUAAAACCCAGAUUCCGCAAUUAUGGGAAUUGUAUAAACCAAAGCUGGUUGUUCAUGUUGGAGUCUCAGGAAUGGCACAGGAGUUAACUUUGGAGACUCAAGCUUUCAAUAGCGGAUAUGGUUCUUUGGAUAUUCAGGGCUGUGUGCCAGAAGGUGGUGUUUGUGUUAUAGGAUCCUCAGAUCGACUAGAAUCUGCCAUUGAUAUGAGAAAAAUAUGUCAAAAUGUUAAUGACUCCAACUGUGAUGUAGUUUCUUGUAUUUCAACUGACCCAGGUCGUUAUCUCUGUGAUUUUGUAUUUUAUUCAUCCCUUCAUGUUGAUAGAAGUAGAGUUGCAUUUGUUCAUGUUCCUGUUCUGGAUAAACCAUACUCUGCUCUUCAGCUCGCUCAAGGACUCAAGUUGGCCAUUGCGGGCAUGUUGGCACAAGUCCGCGAGAACGAUUACAACUUAAAGACUGAGAUAUAAUGAUCAUCUUUCAUUGGCAUUUCAGUUUUUCCCUUCUUUAACCAAAU
This is a messenger RNA of Daphnia carinata, 779 nucleotides long. Its product is annotated as pyroglutamyl-peptidase 1-like. Lineage: Eukaryota; Metazoa; Arthropoda; Branchiopoda; Diplostraca; Daphniidae. The record is from RefSeq and is a predicted model, not a curated record. Bases 85 to 732 code for a protein of 215 amino acids. Gene Ontology annotation, molecular function: pyroglutamyl-peptidase activity. Gene Ontology annotation, biological process: proteolysis. The transcript is spliced from 2 exons. Gene Ontology annotation, cellular component: cytosol.